Anthostomella pinea is the source of this 2241-nucleotide messenger RNA. Lineage: Eukaryota; Fungi; Ascomycota; Sordariomycetes; Xylariales; Xylariaceae. The record is from the annotation of a GenBank genome assembly.
AUGAAGAACAGCUUCUCGCUCAUCGCCUUGGCUGCUGGCCUCAGCCAGGUCACUGCCACUGGCUUCCACAAUGCUCCUUCAUUCAGCUGCCCGGACAACACAAACAACACCUGUACCCCCGACAUGACCGGCGGUUUCGACUGGUCCGACCUCAACGUUGGCUCUGUCUCCUCGUACAAGGGCUUCGAUUUUUCUGGCUUCACUUGCUCCAACAAGUUCGGCAAGCGGGACGUGAUCAGCGGCAGAACCUUCCAGUCCAAGUGCAUUACCGGUACAGCCCAGACGGACAAGAGCAGCUGUCCCAAGAUUAGCUGUGGCAAGGACGUCGGCAAGACCUCCAUCACGAGUUUCCAGGUCACUCCCGAUCACGACUGCGAUCUCGAGUUCCACUACUCCAUGCCCGACGGAUCUACCUGCAAGCACCGAUCGUCUUGCAAGUCUUCCGGUACCACUGUCGACAACUCCCAGUGCGGUGGUGCCACCGAUGUCACCGUCGUCUACCCCUCCCAGCCCGACACGGGCAAGAGUUCUUGCAGCCUUGGCAUCCACUCCAUCGCCUUCGACUGCGGAAGUGCCUCAACCACCACGCACGUCUACCCUACUACCGCUACUAGCAGCUACGCUGUCAGCACUCCCGCCACAACCACCGCCGAGACCUCCAGCACUGCCGAGACGACCAGCACUCCUGCCACAAGCACCGCCGAGACGACCAGCACCGCCGAGACCACUUCCGUCUCCGUCCCUGCCACCAGCAGCGUGCCCGCCACCAGCACCUACCCGGGCACCACCGUUGUCGCUACAAGCAGCACCGAGGCUGCGUCUUCCAGCACUCCCGUCGAGUCUUCGAGCACUGCUGUUCUGACGACGACCAGCACCGCCGAGACAACCAGCACUACUCCCGCCACGAGCACCGCUGAAACGACCAGCACUGCCGAGACUACCAGCACCGCCGAGACCACUUCCGUCUCUGCCCCUGCCACCAGCACCGUACCCGCCACCAGCACCUACCCGGGAACCACCGUUGUCGCGUCGAGCAGCACCGAAGCUGUGUCUAGCGGCACCACUAUUCUCACCACCGACUCCACUGUCUUGUCCGUCACCAGCUACAUCACCACCUCCACUAUCUACAGCACGUCCAUCCAGACCAUUACCAGCUGCGGUCCUGAGGUGACCAACUGCCCUGCCGGUUCCACCGCCUUGACCACUGUCACCGUCGCUAUCUCUACCACCGUCUGCCCCGUGACCGAGACUCAGACUCUAAGCAACAGUCCUACUGGCCCGGCCACGUCGCCUUCCGUACCGGUUGAGACCUCUGCCACUUCGCCUGCUACUGAGACCUCUGCCAUUGUCGCCACUGAGACCGCUCCCACUUCACCUGCUACCGCGUACCCUACCACCGUCCCCGGUGAGACCGACACUACUACCGUCCCCGGUGAGACUGGUACUACCGCUGUUGCCUCCUCCGCUACCCUCCCGGUUGGCUCCACCUCCAGCGUCCCUGCCGGUCCCGGCGAGACUGUUACCAUCCCUGGCGUUGUCCCAUCUUGCCUGAACACCUGGAUGUUCACCGUCGGCUGCACGGACAACACCGACGCUGCUUGCUACUGCCCUAACAGCAACUUCACCCAGAAAGUCUUCAACUGCAUUUACUCCCACGGCGAGAGCGACCAGGCCACUGCUGAUGCUAUCAGUUACUUCCAGGGCAUCUGCGCUCCGUUCGUGCCCACCAACCCCGGCAUCGCCACCGGUGCUGCCACCGUCACCACCUACCUGACCGCUUCUCCUACCGCCAUGCCGUCUCAAGUCACCACCGUCCUGGUCACGGCCACGACCGUUGUCCCUUGCACCAACUCUGCCGGCGAGACCAUCCCCAGCUCCAGCAGCACCGUGACCAUCAGCACCUCGAUGACCGCACCUCAGGUGAUCUUCACCACUGUCCCCGCCACAGGUGCCGGCACUACCUCUGAUGUCGUCGUCGUGCCAGGCACCUACCCUGCCACUGCUCCUAUUGCGACCGCCACUGCCACCGCCACCGCCACUGCCGCCACAACCGCCGGAACCAGCGCUGUAGCUAACCCGCCCUACCCCACCAGCGCUGCCGUGACCACCUUUACCACAGCCACCGGCGGCGUCUACCCGACCGCCAGCUCGACCUCGGCCUUCGCCACCGCCGGUGCAGCCCACCUCGGCUCCGGCCUGGGAUUCCUGGGCAUGGUCGCCAUGGCCGUCGCCGCUCUAUAA